AUGUACCGUCGUCCUCGUGGUAGCGGUACUUCUGCGGUGGUUUAUGACGGGACGACGGGGUUUGAGGAAGGAGGAAAGAGGAAGGAGGAAGGAGGAAGGAGGAAGGAGGAAAGAGGAAGGAGGAAGGAGGAAGGAGGAAAGAGGAAAGAGGAAAGAGGAAGGAGGAAGGAGGAAGGAGGAAAGAGGAAAGAGGAAAGAGGAAAGAGGAAAGAGGAAGGAGGAAAGAGGAAGGAGGAAGGAGGAAGGAGGAAGGAGGAAGGAGGAAAGAGGAAAGAGGAAAGAGGAAGGAGGAAGGAGGAAAGAGGAAGGAGGAAAGAGGAAGGAGGAAGGAGUAAGGAGUAA
This is a messenger RNA of Knipowitschia caucasica, 342 nucleotides long. The record is from the annotation of a GenBank genome assembly. NCBI's taxonomy places the organism in Eukaryota, Metazoa, Chordata, Actinopteri, Gobiiformes, Gobiidae.